Lacerta agilis (Sand lizard) is the source of this 3089-nucleotide messenger RNA. RefSeq names its product glycoprotein M6B (gene GPM6B). The transcript is spliced from 8 exons. The record is from RefSeq and is a predicted model, not a curated record. Bases 379 to 1353 code for a protein of 324 amino acids. Gene Ontology annotation, biological process: central nervous system myelination; axon development. Gene Ontology annotation, molecular function: structural constituent of myelin sheath. Gene Ontology annotation, cellular component: plasma membrane; myelin sheath. NCBI's taxonomy places the organism in Eukaryota, Metazoa, Chordata, Lepidosauria, Squamata, Lacertidae.
GGAGAACAGGAAAGUAGGGACCAUGUGAAAAAAGGGAGCCUAGCUGGGUUUAUCCCCCCCUUCACACUCCCAUUGCAAACACACAGAGAGUGGGGAGACAAUCGAGCACAGACCUGCUAUUUUAUAACUGGGGUCUCUGACGUAUGGCUGAGUGUUUCCUGGCAGAGAUCUUUAUGGACCAGUAGGCAGAUCGAAACUAAAGCUGACACGACUUUGUGCAUUUUGGAAAGGAGCGUAAUCUACUGUAGUGAGGAACAGAGCCACUCAAUCACUGCGGCGGCAAAUAGGAGACAGAAGGGAAGGAAGAAAGAAGGAAGAGAGACUCUUUGCUGGGGGCGGGGAGUGAGAGCAUUUUUGGUGGAUGGUAUAAAGCCAGCCAUGGAAACUGCAGCGGAGGAAACUACAGAACAAAGCCAAGAGAAAAAAGUGAUCACCAGACCAGAAAUGGAAAUUGGCAGGUACCAAUGGAUGUACAGGAAUUCAAGGCUACACCAGUACCAUCAUGUGCCAGCAUUGAGAGGCAAUGUUAGUCCUUUGGGGAUUCAAGGUUGCUUUGAAUGUUGUAUUAAGUGCCUGGGAGGAGUUCCAUAUGCUUCCCUUGUGGCAACUAUUCUCUGCUUCUCUGGAGUAGCAUUGUUCUGCGGCUGUGGUCAUGUGGCUCUCGCCGGGACCGUAUCGAUCCUCGAACAGCGUUUCUCCACAAAUGUUACUGACCAUGCUUUGUUAUCUGAAGUAAUAAAACUAAUGCAGUAUGUGAUCUAUGGCAUUGCAUCGUUUUUUUUCUUGUAUGGAAUUAUCCUGUUGGCGGAGGGAUUUUAUACAACAAGUGCUGUGAAGGAGCUGCAUGGUGAAUUCAAGACAACCAUCUGUGGCCGCUGCAUCAGUGGAAUGUUUGUUUUCCUGACCUACGUACUGGGGGUGGCCUGGCUUGGCGUCUUUGGCUUCUCAGCUGUGCCAGUCUUCAUGUUCUAUAACAUAUGGUCAACUUGCGAAGUCAUCAGAUCACUCCCAGCAAAUAUGACAGCUUCAGCAGACCAGAUCUGUGUGGAUAUCAGGCAAUACGGUAUCAUCCCUUGGAAUGCUGUGCCUGGCAAGGCAUGUGGGUCAGCCUUAGCAGAUAUGUGCAGCACCCCUGAGUUCUAUUUGUCUUACCACCUGUUCAUUGUGGCAUGUGCUGGAGCUGGUGCUACUGUUAUAGCCCUGAUACACUUCCUCAUGAUACUGUCCUCUAACUGGGCCUACUUAAAGGAUGCGAGCAAAAUGCAGGCUUACCAGGAUAUCAAAGCAAAAGAAGAACAGGAGCUUCAGGAUAUCCAGUCUCGGUCCAAAGAGCAACUCAAUUCUUACACAUAAAUGUUUGCCAGAAGAAUUUUGUAGCUCUGACAAAUCAUCAAGCGGCUGCUCUGCAGAACAGAUGCAUGUCCAAGCAAAUGCAGAAGUAUAAAAACUUCACAUUCAUGCUCCUGGGCCAUGAUCAUAGGGAAAAUUUGCAGUGGAUAUCCUCCAUUCCUUUAGCACUGCGAUGGGGGGUGGGGAGGGAGGGGAGAGAGGUUGUCUCUAGGCCACUUUAGAAAAACAUGUUACCAAGUCAAGGAUCUUUAUGGAUAUUUCUUGGCAAUUAUAAAAGAAUUACUGAAGGAACAUGCUCCUUUCAAAACAGGCUACCACAGUUGGUAUCCAGCCCUGCAAUGACUAAAAGAUUUUAAAGGCUGUAUAUAAUUACACAGAUGUAAGUAACUAAGAUUCUAGUAUGACUAGAUAGCUAUUCCCUUUCUUCUGAAUACUGAUAGUUGUGCUUAUUUGAUACGGUUUCAGGAAGUUACAAAUAAUCUUUUUCAGUCUCUGUCAAAAUUAAAACUGGAUUUUUUGGACUAAAUGCCAGAAGUGUUAUUUUCUGAGCCACUCCCUUUUCAUUGAUGCUGUAAUGAGCCACUGUUGUUCUACUGCACUUACCAGAGUAAGCUGGGUGCUGUUGCCCAGUUUGUUUUCUUUUAAUUUUAUACCGUUUGAUGGAAUGUAGACAAACCCUUGGAUCAGGAUAAUGAUCUCCUUCUCAGAAAAUAAAUGUCAGCUUUGCCUUAAUAUUUAUUUUCUAUAAAUGUCUGAAGCAUUUAUAUAGCAGUGGGAGAUCAUUAUCAUGUAUUUUAUCAAAGCAGAAAGUGUUACCUAGUUGAAAUUAUACUGAUAUAAUUGUUUCAAGUGAGCAGAUAACAAUUUGUAGAACUUAAAAACCCAUAGCCAUACAGAGCACAGGUCAACCACAUGUCUCAAUUUUGGUGCUCAGCACGUUUAUAGACAGUGCUUAUUUGUUUUCUCUUUUAAGAAAUUUGGUGUUCAGUAAAAUAUUGGGUGCCAUUUUAAAAGUGUUUCCCACAAAAUCUGCCUUCUAACAUUUUCAGAAACAUUGAGUGCUAGCUUGAGUACUAGUGAUGGUAUCUUUGGUGUGCUUUUUUUUUAAAAAAAAUAAAUGUUGGAGAAACUAAGUACAUCAGUGAAUUUUAAAUCAGUAGAAAAGUCAAGUCACACAUCCAUGUUAAUGUGUGGUUUGAUUAGUUUUGAACGUUUGCUGAAUAUUAACAUGCUCCUGUAGAUCAUACAGAAGUGUAUAAAGAUAAAGGAAGCACAUGUUUCUUUAGAAAGUUUUUAAAGGAAAAAAUAUUAAUGUGGAAAAAACUUCAGGUAUUACCUUGCAUUUGAGUUUGUUACAUGCCUAAUCUGACUUUCUUUUUAAAGAGGCAAAAUCUAUAUAGAGCAGAUAAAAAAUAGCUUAGUGUUUGUUUUUACCUGUUGCAUGAAGGAAACAAAUUUCUACAGCAAUGCAGGUGAUGUUCUUACUAGUCCAGUGUUUGCAUAAAGGUAAUGGACAGUGUCUUAAAGCCUAAUUCUUUUCUAAUUCUAUGUAGCUAUUUACUGGGAGUUUUUUGAAGUUUUGUUUAAGUAGUCUAAUAUUUUUUAUGUAAAGAGCAUUAAAUUUUGCUAUGUAUAAAUUUUUGUAACCUAACCGUGAAUCAAUAUUUUCUAUCAGUGCCAAGGGCUUCCUGUAGUUAUAUCCAAGUGUUACAAUAAAUAUUUGUAGAUAAUAGAACCAA